AUUUCGGUACAGUUAAAAGUGUGGUUUUAAAUUUUUACGUUAUGGAGGAUAAAAUUAUUAAAGAUAUGUUCGGAAAAUUGAAGAAUUGUGAAGAUAUAUUAGGCAUUCUUAAAGAAAAACGUGUAUCUUGGUUAGACUAUUUGGCACAGGUAAAAAUCGCAAACGAAGUUCAACAGCCAAUCAAAAAGGUUGAAAUUGAUGAAAGGACUGCAGGUCAGUCAAAACUUAACGUAGCUGUAAUCAGAGAUGCGUGUUAUAGUGGAAAUAGCAAUGGAGAAAUAUCCUCUGAAUUUGGUCAUUUUGGGAAGCGCCGACGACUACUUGAGGCAAAUUAUAAUUCUUCCAAAUCCAUUACUUACAUCUGCAGUAAGCAUUACAGGAGAUGUCCAAAAUGCUUUAAAAAGAUAAGACGUUAUCCUAUGAAGGAGACAUUAUUUGUAAAAAGUUCAAGAGUCUCUUCGGUGUUGCAACUGUCUAGUCGUAGCACAUUUUUAAAGCAGACUGAUACGGUUAGGUCCAGAAAAGCAAAGCACAUUGCACGGUGCAGGCACAAUAAAAAAUCAAAAGCAUGUGGAAGAAGAAAUGCAAGUAAUCCACGCUCUCAUUGUGCAAACAAUAAAAUUUGGACCCCAGAUGACACAGUUUUAGAUCGUUGCAAUAAAAAGAAGAAGCGUAAACCAAAACGUGCUCGUUGCGGAAAAAGGGUAAAACCUUCUUGUAAACGUCAAAAACUCUCAAAGCGCGCACUUCAGUCAUACAUUAGAAAUGCCGCCCGUGCCGGUGGAUACGGGUACCGAUUCGGAGAAGGAGAAAUAAAUUGCAUGGUUAAGAAAGCACCUGACGAAUCUGACCGUGAUUUGGUAAAUAAAGAAUGUAAGGCUAUGAAAAAAGUUCAAGGUUCCAAGAGGAAAAUCAUGAACAAAGCUAUUAAUCAAAAGAAAAAGAAAUGUUAGGUUAUCCACUAGGGCUGUGAGAGCGUAAAUUCCAAUUUUGAAUGUCGAAUUUAUUUGGAAGCUAGAAUUAGUAUUUUGGUGGACUAUUUCCCAACUUUUUAAUAUCUAAAUUUACUUGUUAUAUACUUUGUUUCAAAAAAAUAAUUAUGCAUCCAUAUAAAAAUACUA
Molecule: messenger RNA, 1121 nt
Organism: Teleopsis dalmanni
Lineage: Eukaryota; Metazoa; Arthropoda; Insecta; Diptera; Diopsidae
Exons: 4
Coding region: 42-953 (303 amino acids)
Source: RefSeq, a predicted model, not a curated record